AUGAGUGCAGUUGAUGAAAGAACGAUUUACGCAAAGCUAGAAGCGAUGAAAGACAUUCGCUCGAAAACGCUCCAGCUGGAGAAACUGAAGCUGAAAAUUAUCCGCGAGGUGGAGAAUGGCGAUGCGGAAGAGAAAUGUCUGUCUGAAUAUCGGCGAGAACUGGAGCUCCUCAUGCAGGAAAAGAUGAGCCAUGUGGAGGAACUUCGCCAAAUUCAUGCCGAUAUCAAUGCUAUGGAAACAGUUAUUAAGCAGGCCGAGGAAAAUCGUAUUCGUUCGAUUAAUAUGGCUAAUCGCAUACACGAAGAGUACGUCCCACUGAAAACCGAGGUUGAUUCAAUGCGGCGUGAUUACUUGGGCCUCGAAAGACUGCCAGAACUGCACGAAGAGGAAGGAACUACCAUUUCUCCGGACCGCUUCCAGAACUAUUACGCUACGAACAAAACACUGUCGGCAGCAUCAGCCACAUUCACUCGGCCACCAUUAUCCGCCCAUCAUCCUUUGCCACCCGAUGCACCCGCCACCUCGUUGCCACCUUCAGCACCGCCCGGAUUUCUUCCUCCUCCGCCGGUUGCCAUGCGUAUCAACAAGCCACCGGAACUUCCCACGAACCGGCUGCAACAGGCACCGUCCACCAUUGGCAUCGGUCAUCCGACAUUCAGGUCUGAUUUCAAUGUGAAUUUAAGCAGACAGCAGCCGCCUCCAAUGAAGUCGUGUCUUUCGUGUCAUCAGCAGAUUCAUCGCAAUGCACCGAUAUGUCCACUGUGCAAGGCCAAAAGCCGCUCGCGUAACCCCAAAAAACCGAAAAAGAAAGACCAUUAA
Molecule: messenger RNA, 819 nt
Organism: Anopheles marshallii
Lineage: Eukaryota; Metazoa; Arthropoda; Insecta; Diptera; Culicidae
Product: zinc finger C4H2 domain-containing protein
Exons: 5
Coding region: 1-819 (272 amino acids)
Biological process (GO): positive regulation of neuron differentiation
Cellular component (GO): nucleus
Source: RefSeq, a predicted model, not a curated record